Bursaphelenchus okinawaensis is the source of this 7704-nucleotide messenger RNA. NCBI's taxonomy places the organism in Eukaryota, Metazoa, Nematoda, Chromadorea, Rhabditida, Aphelenchoididae. The record is from the annotation of a GenBank genome assembly.
AUGAGUUCGAGGCCAAAGCGUUCGACUCGCAGUGCUAACACAUCAGCGGCCGCUCUUGAGGCUGAACCUCGUGCUGAACGUGAACUGAGGGACAAGAAGAGCAAGAAGAGUUCAAGGAAACGGAAGAGAAAUGAUUCUGAAGAAGAUUGUAGGUUUUAUCUUUUAUUUUCGUGUUUUAGGUAUCAAUUAAAGUGUGAGGAAGAUCUUUUGUUGAUUGAGUUUUUUUACACAUAAAACAAGUUUCAUUACAUUAGCUACUUUGUUGUAAAUGACUUAUUCUACUGUAGUCAACUAUAAAAUGUUGCAGUUAACGCUGACAGCGAAGAAGAGUUUGAAAAACUGAUGCAAAGAGCGGAGGAAGAGGAAGAUGAAAGGCUAGCCAAGAAAAAGAAGAAGAAGGAAGACAAACUGAAACGAGAACAACAGUUUCAAGAAGAUCAUCAAGACUUUUGUGACAUAUGUCAACAGGGGGGUGAAAUUAUUUUGUGCGACGGAUGCCCGAAGGCCUACCACAAGAUCUGCUUGGAUGUCGAGGACAUUCCUGACGGUACUUGGUACUGUACCUCUUGUGUUGAGAAUGGUGUUCCUGAUCAAGAUAGUAAUGGGAAGAAAGAGAAAGAUCAGCCACCAGGCAACAUGGAUAACUGUUUGAUCUGCAAGGUAAGGUUUGAUUAGAUUUUUUGAAUUUAGGGGAGAGUAAAUGGGAUUAGUGGUUCUAAAUUAGAAAAAUACAUACUAAAAUUUACUUAUUUAUUUUUAGGAAGGUGGCUUUCUUUUAUGCUGUGAAUCAUGUCCUAAUUCUUACCACGCCUAUUGUUUAACUCCUCCCUUGGAGGAACUGCCUGACCAAGCCGAUCCUUGGCAUUGCCCUUUCUGUACAGUAGAGGAAACAGCUCACAAACCUCACAAAGUGAUCUCGUGGAGAUGGAAGACGAUUUCAUAUCCUGACCCCGUGGAUCCUGCUGAUCUUCCUAAGGAAGGAGAGAAUCAGGAAGAUAUUGAUGAAGAGCGGAUGAAACGGCUUAUGAUGAAGCCGCCACGAAAGAUGGAACCACGCAAAGAACGUGAGCUGUUUAUAAAAUGGAAGAACUUGAGUUACUAUCACUCGACCUGGGUUCCCGAGCUUCCACUUCAAGUGCAUCAUCGUAUCUUCUUGUCUUCCUACUGGAGGUUGAAUGGAGAUGCUGAACAUCCUCCGGAGAACGACGAUGGGUCUACUGAUGCCGAGACUGGCAACGUGGCGGAUCAGGAGAAGGAAACAGACACUCAUGAUCUUGAGAAGCGCUUCUACAGGUACGGUGUGAAGCCAGAAUGGAUGCAGCCGGCUCGAAUCAUUAACCACCAUCAAGCUGGCCACAGAAUGUUCGACUACUUAAUUAAGUGGACCGAUCUGUCUUAUGACAACGCGACUUGGGAAGCUGAUGACAUGGACAUUCCAAACUUCAUGAAUGUUAUCAACAAGUAUUGGACUCAUCGGUAUGUUUUUAGUGAUAAAUUUAGUUGGCUUGUUAUAAGCUUAUUUAAAAAGGGAAAAUAGAUGUAAAAGAAAAUACAUUUAUAUAGUAUUUUUGAUUAAAAGUUUUAAAAGAAGUGCUAUAAGACCGAUGAUGAGCACUGUAAAUGAAGAGAGUAUUACUACAAUAAAUGUAAAAAAUUAAUGUUAACAUACAAAAGUAAUGUUUAGCAAGCUUUUUUUACUAAUAUUGAUAAUGGUUUGAACUGGAGUGUCAGGUCUUAAAUGCUUGGACUUGACGUUUAAACUUGAACCUACAUUAAUAUUUUUAAUUUUUUAUAAAUUAUGAUUAUUUAUAAUGUCUCUGAGGUCUUCAAGUAUAUUUUUCUAAUCAUGUUUAAGGUAGUAGAUUAGAAAUGAAUAAUUUUAAUUGCUUUAACUUUAGAGAACUGAUGACAAACGAGAAGAUUCCAAAGAGUGUCUUGAAGAAGAUCGAAGCCUGGAGAGCUGAGAAUGAUAUGCCAACUUGGGAAGAGGAAAAGAAAAAGAAGAUCGACGAACGCAAAAAGAAAUACGAUGUAAGUGUGGUGGAUUCUACUGUUAAGUAAUGUCAUUCUACAUAUUUUGUUACAUUUUUACAUUGUUAUGUGAAUUUGAAGUGUACCGUCAUUUGUUUAGGGUUUGAAAGUAAAAAGUCGACUGUCAGACUCAGUACCAUGACGAAAAUUGUACUGACACUUUUUAGGUGAUUGAUUCGAAUCGGUUUGAGGUCAUUUUGGCUGUAUAAUUGAUUUUAUGUUUUGAUUACAAAGGCAGUGUCAGACAUUUCAAUCUUACUUUAAGAUUUAUUUGUUAUACAAGUAUGGUUAAUAUGGGAGGGCUUUAAAUUACAUCGGAGUAGCGAUUUAUUGAAUUUUAUUAUUUCUUUGUUUCAGAUCAGCAAAAAGUAUGAAGAACAGCCACAAUUCAUCCUCGACACCGGCGGCAAACUCCAUCCAUACCAAAUGGAAGGUAUCAACUGGCUGCGGCAUUGCUGGUCUCAAGAUAUUAACGCUAUUCUGGCUGAUGAAAUGGGUCUGGGUAAGACUGUACAAGCUUUGACUUUCUUGUACUCUUUGUACAAGGAAGGCCAUGCUGAUGGACCCUUCUUGGUCGCCGCCCCUUUGUCUACUAUCAUUAACUGGGAAAGAGAAGCUGAGUUUUGGGCUCCUGACUUCUACGUGGUCACUUACAGUGGACACAAGGAAGCAAGGGCUGUGAUUAGGGAACACGAAAUUACUUUUGAGGAUGUCAAGAGCUCGAACAAAGCCACCAAGAUCAAGGUAAUGACUAAUCUAUUGUAAAAAUUAAAUGAUUAAGCUAUUGUAAAAUUAUUGUUUUUUAAUGCUGAUACGGUAAUUUGUGCUUACUGUUGUAAUUUUAGGGUACACCAAAGUUCCACGUUCUUCUAACGUCUUACGAAUGCAUCAAUGUGGACAAGACCACUUUAUCUAACAUCAAAUGGGGCGCUUUGGUCGUAGAUGAAGCCCACAGAUUGAAGAACAGUCAAUCUUUGUUUUUCAGAAACCUGUCUGAGUACGACAUUGCUUACACUUUGUUGUUGACUGGAACUCCUCUUCAGAACAACCUGGAGGAACUUUUCCAUCUGUUAAACUUCUUGUCGCCAAAUGAGUUUACGAACUGUGAAGAGUUCACUUCGGAGUUUACUGAUAUAUCCAAGGAAGAUCAGGUGUCUAAAUUACAUUCCAUGCUCGGUCCUCACAUGCUACGUCGUCUGAAGGCGGAUGUCCUGACUGGAAUGCCUUCAAAGUCCGAGUUGAUUGUUUGUGUGGAUAUGGUUCCAUAUCAAAAGUAAGUUGAUGAUUUGUUGUAACAAUUUUUUAAAAUUAAUGGUAUUGUCGAUUGAUAAUUUGUUAUUAAAAGUAGUUCAUAGUAGAUAAAGUGGCACUAUGAAUACAGUUUUGCGAAUAUACCGUCAUUUGUUUAGGGUUUGAUAGUAAAAAGUCGACUGUCAAACUCAGUACCAUGACGAAAAUAGUAGUACUAACGCUUUUUAGAAGAAUAGUUUGCUGAUUUUAAAGUCAUUUGGCUUAAAAUUAAUUUUUUGAAUUAUUCUUAAAGGCAGUGUUGGACAUUUCUGGCAAAAAUUGUAAAUUUUAUGUUGAUUCGAACCAUUUUCAAUUAAAUUUUGUUUUAGACGCUACUACAAGAGUGUUUUGACCAAGAAUUAUGAUGCUUUGAACGUAAAAGGCGGUGGCAGAAUGGUGUCUUUGUCCAACGUUUUAAUGGAGCUGAAGAAGUGUUGUAACCAUCCUUACCUCUUCCCAAAGGCUGAAGAAGAAGCUCCGAAGACGAAGACUGGAGCUUACGAAGGAGAAGCUCUCAUCAAAAACUGUGCCAAACUGGAACUCUUGGCUAAAAUGCUGAAGAAACUAAAGGCUGGAGGACAUCGUGUUCUGAUCUUCUCUCAAAUGACCAGGCUUUUGGAUAUUCUCGAGGAAUUCUGUGAUCACUUGGGUUAUCGGUUCGAAAGAAUCGAUGGUUCUAUUACCGGCCAAUUGCGUCAGGAAUCAAUCGACAGAUUCAACGGUAUGUUUUUAUUAUGGAUUUGGUUUGGAACAACGUAUUUGACCUAUGAUGAGAGUUCUUUGAAUGAUAAUUAAAUAGAAACUUUGACAAUAUAUUAAUAUACCACAUUUUACAUUAAAGGUUUGUAAAAUGUCUAGUUAGUCAAAUAAGAUUACUUGAAUUUCGUUUUCUAAGCGGAGAACUUGGAAAAAUGUUUAAAGUUUUCAGAAACAAAAUUCAGACAAUACCAAUACGUUUAAAUGAUUCCAAAAGGCGAAUCUGAGGUCUAAAAACUAUAAAAUAAACAUUUUAUUGCCGUAACACGUUAUACGAAUUGACUCUUUUUAGCAGCCAACUCUGAACACUUUGUCUUUUUGCUGUCCACAAGAGCUGGAGGUCUUGGUAUUAACUUGGCUACAGCUGAUACUGUUAUUAUCUACGAUUCUGAUUGGAAUCCACACAAUGAUAUUCAAGCCUUCUCACGUGCCCAUCGUCUCGGCCAACGUAAUCAUGUCAUGAUCUACCGUUUUGUCACCAGAAACUCGGUCGAAGAAAGAAUUACGACUGUGGCUAAGAAGAAGAUGUUGCUUACUCACUUGGCCAUCAGAAACAACAGCAAACAGACUCAGAUGUCCAAGUCCGAGCUGGAUGAUGUGUUGCGAUGGGGAACAGAAGAGUUGUUCAAGGAGGAAGAAGAUGAACAAAACAAGAUUGUGUGGGACGACGAAGCCGUGGAUGCUCUGCUACAAAGGGCUGGAGAAGCUGAUCCUGAGACUGGUGAGAAGAAGGACUGGGCUAACGAUUAUUUGAGUUCUUUCAAGGUAAGAUUUUAAACUUUAUUAUCUUUAAUACUUUUUUGAGUACAAAAUAGUCGUUAAUUAUUGCUACCUUUUAAUUUAACUAUGUCGUUUUAGGUUGCUCAAUACGUAACCAAGGAAAAGGACGAGAAGGAUAUCACAGAAGAAGAGGCUAAAGAAAUUCUGGAAGAAAAACCACAGGCAGAAGAUGCCGAUUAUUGGGAGCGAUUGCUUCGUCAUCACCACGAGAAUGAAGUUGAACAACAAGCUGCUCAGCUGGGCAAAGGAAAGCGUGUCAGACGUCAGGUUAACUAUGCCGCUGAUCACAUGGAUUACCGUGGCAAGAAAGACCAAGAGAACGAUGACGAUUACAACGCUUCGUCUGAUGAAGAUGGUACUGGAGAAAGUGGGCAUGGUAAGAUAAUUUUAUUAAUUAUCAAACUUUAAAAAAUGAUUUUUGAUGUUAAGAUGAAAAAUCACAGGAUUGUUAUAAUAUUUACGUUUUUAAGGUUCUGGAGACGAAGAUGAACAAAGCCUUCGUCGUAAGAAAGAAAAGGACGAGAAGUUGCCACCUCUUCUCACCAGAAGCCAGGGUCAGGUGGAAGUUUUGGGCUUUAAUCCUCGACAACGGAAGGCUUUCUUCAACGCUGUUAUGCGCUACGGAAUGCCGCCUCCAGAUGCCUACAACUCGCAAUGGCUGGUUAAGGAUCUGAAGUGCAAAUCCGAAAAGGCAUUCAAAGCAUAUGCCUCUUUGUUCAUGCGACAUUUGUGUGAGCCUGGAUCUGACCAUAUUGAGCACUUUAACGAUGGUGUUCCACGAGAAGGCCUUAACAGACAGCAUGUGCUGGCUAGAAUUGGAAUUAUGAGUUUGAUCCGCAAGAAAGUUCAGGUAAUUAUUAUGUUUUUAUAAUCAGCUUACUGUGUAUUGUGAUUGUUUGUAACAGGCAGAAUACCUGGUUCAGUAAAAUCAGAAACUGGGUAAAACUUUGAUCACAACAUAAAGCCCACUUUUGUCACUUUUUAGAUUAAAUUGCUUAUUUAAAAAGUUUUGGAGCGUGGAAACAUUAACGAUCGAUCAAAACUGUUUUUUGUUAUCUUAUUGGUUGUAACAAUUCUUUUCAGGAGUUCCAAGAAAUCAACGGGGUCUGGUCGAUACCUGAAGAAGCAGACAAACAACUUGCCGAUUGUUUGAUUACUCUUGGCCUUCAAGAAGACGAGGAAAAGGAAUCUUCAGUCCAGCCAUCCGAGAAGGAUGGAUCUCAAGAGCCAGAUGCCGUGAAGACAGAAACAAAAGAAGCCUCGGUAAAGUCAGAAGGAGAAAAUGGAGAUGAGAUGGAGGUUGAGAACAACGAGAAUGCUCCUGUCUUGAUCGAGAAGGAACCUCAAGCAAAGGAGGAGAUCUCAGAGAAUGGAGACCGUAAGAGAGCCGUAGCCCAGUUCAAAUUCAAUGUUUGUGACGGUGGAUUCACAGAGUUGCAUACUAUCUGGAAGGAAGAGGAAACCAUGUUGAAGAAGAACGGACAGGACUACGACGUUUGGAACAGAAGACACGACUACUGGUUGCUGGCUGGGUUCUCAACGUAAGUUUGAUCGCUUAUUUUUUUACUAGUAAAUAUUCUUAUAUAAUUGUUUCAAUUUGGGAAGUUUUUAAUUGCUUUUUAAUAAGAGUUUUGUUUUUAGACAUGGAUAUGGUCGCUACACCGACAUCUUCAACGAUGCCCGCUUCAGUCUGCUAAACGAAGCCUUUAAGAACGAAAAGGACAAGCCUAACUUCAAUGAGUUGAGGAUGAGGUUCGUUCAACGUCGUUACAAGUUGAUUGAACAGUCUUUAAUCAUUGAGGAACAGCUGAGACGAGCUAAUAAUAUCAGCUAUGGUCAGAAACCCAGAGAAGAGAAACCUCACGUUUUAGAAGAAGAGAAGAAAGAAGAGGUCAAGAAAGAGGAUUCUGAAGUUAAAGUUGAAGAAAAGAACGGUGAAGAUGUCAAAAAUGGAGAACCGGAAAAAGAAAAGGAAGAGUCUGAAGACAAGGAGCCGGAAACCUCCACCAAGUCUGAGGUCGAGAAAACUACAGAAGAGCUCGAGAAGAAGUAUGUCCAGAUCACGAGUUUGGCCGAUGCUAACCAAGGUCUGGCUAAGGAAGCGUUUGCCGGCAACAAGAAUGCCGCUUUGGUUCUGCAUAAGGUUCUUAGUCAACUAGAAGACAUUCUCAACGACAUGAAGGCUGACGUUAGCAGACUGCCGGCUUCUGUGGCUCAACUACCUUCAGUAGCAGAACGAUUAGAGCUUUCGGAGAGGACGUAAGUUUUAUAAAACGACUUUACCUAUAAGAAUUGAAAAUUUUUUGAUUAACAUAUCGCUUAAAUAAAAGCCUGAUUUUAUAAAUUUGUUUUUUUUUCAGGAUAUUAAACAGACUCACGACAAAAGACACUCGCGCUUAUGCAGGAGAAUCCCCUAUUCCACCUCCUGGGCCAUUUGCCACGCCUGUCCAACUAACCCGAUUCAGUGGAGUUCAGCCAAAGUUCGCAGCUCUUGUAUCUAAUCUACCAGCCCGAACCCCCAGUUACGGCUUGCCUCCAGUCAUUUCCGUGGACGAAAAGAAUAAGGAAACCAAACCCAUCGUUCCCGCUUCAAACGGUACAACUCCCACCGUGCCUGCCACUUCAGAGAACGGCACACCAGUUCCAGAAGCUAAACAAGAAAAGCCGACCGAAAACAAUAAGGAAACUUCUGUCGAUGUUAGCCAAGAAGGAUCGGUUGAAGUAAGCCAAGACCGGUCGGUGGAGAAUAGCCAAGAACGGUCGGUGGAGAACAGUCAGGAACGGUCGGUUGAAGGCAGUCAAGAACGAUCUCUAGAUGCGAGCCAAGACGAGGCUAUGGAGGAAUAA